AUGAUCGAACAGGAUGUUACUCUGAAGAAGAAGCACUCCCUAAGGAAGAACGUUUUACAAUACAACUCUUACACCAGGGAUGGGAGUGUUAGUCCUAUUGAGAGACCGCUGGAAGGUUUAUACAAAUGUCAUUCAAAGGAUUCCUUGCCAUCAUUGCAGCAUUUGAUAGACAGAUCAUCAAGCGAGUCCUUGCCAUUGAAGAAGAAGAAGAAGUACAUUAUGAACGACCGCUCUUCAUACACCACUGUUAGUGUGCCCCGCUAUGUCACACCAACGCAUAAGAAUACCACACAGACCAACUUUUUGAGACCAAGACUUGAGUUUAGUGGAUAUCAGCUUUCUGGUUACAAGCGUUACCAAGUCAAUGUUUCUUUAAAGACAGUAGACCUACCUACAGUGGAAUCAGGCAAUACCACGACCACGCCACAUAUUACGGGCUACUUAACCAUUAAAGGUUUGACGUCUCAACAUCCAGAAAUUACAACAUUUUUUGAAGCUUACGCUGUUGAGCAUAACGAGCUUGGGUUUUUAUCCUCCCAAUGGCCUGAAGAGAAUAACUAUGAGCCAUAUAAAUCUGAUGACCAGACCGAUCUAGAACACUGGUUAAACUUCCCAGCAUUCAGAGAACUGUUCAUCGCACAGCAUGCUAAUUUAGUUAAGGAGGAUGAAGAGGCUACACCGGACUUCAAAAAAAAGAGACAAAGCAUAAACACUUUGGCAGAAUUAUUCAUGGAAAAUCAAGCUCAAAAUGAAGGACGUAAUUAUUUGAACGAUAGAUAUAUUUUUAUGAGAUGGAAGGAGAAAUUCCUUGUACCAGACGCGUUUGUCGAAAAUGUAGACGGAGCUUCUUAUGAUGGUUUCUAUUAUGUGGUACAUGAUCAGCUCACUGGUUGUAUGCAAGGUUUCUAUUAUCACCAGGAUGCAGAAAGGUUCCAACAACUAGAAUUAGUGCCAUGUAAGAAAGCACAAGACUUGUGUAACUCAAGUUGUACUUUUGAAUUGGCAUGA
Molecule: messenger RNA, 1008 nt
Organism: Nakaseomyces glabratus
Lineage: Eukaryota; Fungi; Ascomycota; Saccharomycetes; Saccharomycetales; Saccharomycetaceae
Gene: VID24
Product: glucose-induced degradation complex subunit VID24
Biological process (GO): proteasome-mediated ubiquitin-dependent protein catabolic process; protein catabolic process in the vacuole; protein targeting to vacuole
Cellular component (GO): GID complex
Source: RefSeq, a predicted model, not a curated record